AGUAAUUUCCAAGAAUCUGCAUUGGCAGGUGGCGUUUCUGUUGUUGAUUUUUGGGCAGAAUGGUGUGGACCAUGUAGAUUGAUAGGACCAAUUAUUGAAGAUCUUGCAACAGAAUAUGAAGGCAAGGCAACAAUUGGAAAAGUCAAUGUAGAUGAUAAUCCUGAAGUAUCCCUAAAGUAUGGUGUAAGAAGCAUACCUACUAUUCUUAUCAUAAAAGACGGAGAAGUUGUGGAUAAGCAGUUGAAUUUGCUGAGCAUCGCCUUUAUAAUCCAGAUAAUUGAGAAGCGUGUUUCUGCCACACUUGCUGCACCAUGUUUUGAAGAUUUGACACCGCUAGAAGAAAUAAAUAAGUACAAGGAA
Darwinula stevensoni is the source of this 360-nucleotide messenger RNA. NCBI's taxonomy places the organism in Eukaryota, Metazoa, Arthropoda, Ostracoda, Podocopida, Darwinulidae. The record is from the annotation of a GenBank genome assembly.